AUGGUCACUCUCGUCCCGUCGUGUGAUUAUAGCAAAUCGAGCUGUCUACAGCGACGUCACGUUGGCGGUCGAUUGCAAAGAGGUGAAAUGUCGAUCUUAUUGGUCUUGAUGAAAAUUCUUCAUCAAUACCCCAGAGACUCUCUUUACAUCAGAGCUGGGACAACGGCAGAACGCGAUACCUUUGAUACCUGGAGUCAGAGUGCGAGACAAGCUAGUGACCGGAUGUGCUGUGCAUAUCAACAUGUCAGAGUCCCAGGCUUUCAAUCUCGAAGCACACUUCAACACAUCGACUUUUGCGAUAACCAGUAUGUUUUCGUCACCGGGAACUACAAGGCAAUCGUAUGGUGUGAAGCAGUGGCUGGCAUCACAGUCGGCGGAUUCAUUUACUGUAAGCGAUGA
Molecule: messenger RNA, 399 nt
Organism: Melampsora larici-populina 98AG31
Lineage: Eukaryota; Fungi; Basidiomycota; Pucciniomycetes; Pucciniales; Melampsoraceae
Exons: 3
Coding region: 1-399 (132 amino acids)
Source: RefSeq, a predicted model, not a curated record